AUGACAGCGACGCCUUCGAUGUCCUCCGCGACUUUGUCCAGCGUGCUGCCGUCGGCAUCCAGCGAGACGAUGCUGGCAAUGCGGGGCGUCCCUGUGACGCUGGCGCGAGCACAACUGCUGACAUUUCUCAACGAAGGCAUGGCCAAACUCUUCGACUUCGUGUUCAUGCCCCCCGAUGCGAGCUUCAGUGCCAACAAGGGGGUGGUCUUCAUCAACUUUAGGGACCCGGAGAGGACCGCCGACUUCUGCAAAGCCUACCACGAAAAGAAGGUGGCCGACAUCCCAGAGUUUGUCCCGGUCGAGGGCGGCUUUGAGAAGCUGCUGGUUGAGCCCGCCAACUUGGCCAUCGUUCAGGCCAACAUCAUCCGCGUGCAGGCGCCGCCUUCGCCUGAGGAGCACGACCUGGACCGCUCGCGGUGGCAGCCGCUCCUCUUCGCGCCAGACGGGUCGUCCUCGGCGUUCCCGACCAUCUCGUCCGAGGGGAAGAAAAAGAGCGACAGGACGCCGAAGAGCGACAGGACGCCAACGCCAGUGGCCAAAGGUUAUGGCCAAACGCCGCCAAGUGCAAUGCACAGCUCCAUGAUGCUAGGCCCAUUUGGGCCGAUGCUGCCACUGAUGCCACCGAUGAUGGCUGCGACGUCUUCGGCAUUCCCAGCCACUGCUUCCGAAGGCAAGAAGAGGGGCGACAAGACGCCGAAGCCCGGGCAGACCCCCAAGGACGGUGGCAAUACGCCAAUCACCGGCGCAGUGAUGAUGACAGCGACGCCCUCGAUGCCCUCCGCGACACUGUCCAGCGUGCUGCCGUCGGCAUCCAGCGAGACGAUGUUGGCCGUGCGUGGUGUGCCUCCGCCAGCUAGGCUCACGGUGGCGGAUUUCCUGGCGUUCCUCAACGAGCACGUCCCGAAACUAUUCGACUUUGUUUUCCUGGUCCCUGAUGUGGAUUUCAGAGAAAACAAAGGGGUAUGCUUCAUCAACUUUAGGGACAAGGAGAAGUCCGCCGAUUUCGUCAAGGCUUUUCACGAGAAGAACGUCGCCGAUGUCAAACAGUUUGUUCCGAUUGAAGGUGGUUGGCCGAAGUUGUUGGUGGACGCGGCCAAGAUUGGCAUUGUGCAGGCCAACAUCCUUCGCGCGCAGGCACCGCCACCGCCCGAGGAGGCUGCUGUAGACCGCUCGGUGUGGCAGCCCCUCCUCUUUGGACCAAGCGGGGAGUCCUCAGCGUUCCCGACCAUUGCUCCCGAGGGCAGGAAGAAGGGCGACGGGACGCCGAAGCCGGAGCGGAAGACGCCCAGGGAAGGUGGCAGCCCGCCCCUCGUGGGCGCGAUGGAUGGCUUCAUGAUGCCUGGGCCGUUUGGGCCGAUGAUGGCAGCGACGCCAUCGGUGUCCAGGAAAGCCAGCGGCGACAGGACGUCCGCGCGCAGGGGCGGCGGCAUGACGCCGCUCGGAGGCGGAAUGGAAGGCUUCAUGAUGCCUCCGCCGUUCGCACCGGUGAUGCCGCAGGCGGUGGCGAAGCCACAAGCGGUGCCUUCCACGCCGCUAUCCAGCAUCAUGCCGUCUGCAUCUGGCGAGACAAUGUUGUUCGUGGGAGGCGUGCCUCUGGCCAUGGAGCGCGCAGAACUCGUGUCGCUGCUCACUGAGAAGUACGCCAGGGCUUUCGACUUCAUCUUCCUGCCCCCUGGCCCAGAGUUCUCGGGCAACAAGGGCAUCUUCUUUAUCAACUUCAGGCUGAAAGAGUACAUAGAUGAUUUCCGCAAGGCCUUCCAAGAGAAGAGCGUGGCGGAAUGUUUCCCAACGUUCGCUCCACACGAGGGCGACGAGAAGAAGCUGUGCUCGGUGAGGCCCGCCAACCUCGACAUCGUCGAGAGCAUCAUCUGCCGCCUGCAGACCUCGCCCCCGCCAGCACAGCGGGGCGUGGACCGCACGCAGUGGCAGCCGCUCCUCUUCUCGCCGGACGGGGAGCACCUGACCUUCCCGCUGCUCGUCUCCCCCGGCGCGCGCGGCUCGAGGACCCCCAAGGCCGCCAGGACCCCGACGGCCGCCGGGACGCCCCAGGCGGCGGCCACGGCCGCGGACGCCCCGCCCGGGCCGGCGCGGGCGGAAGGGGCGCCCGCCGUCGAGCCCGCGGUCGCGCCCGAGGCCGCCGUGCGGCCCGAGGGGGAGCCCCCGCAGGCGAAGGGCAGGAGAGGGCCCGGCGGCAAGGGCAAGGAGAAGGGCGCGGGCAGAGGCAAGGCUUCACCUUCUCGUGGUAUGGACCUGCACUCUCCGAUCGGGGCCUUUGGUUGGCCACCGUCGCCGUUUGGGUUUGUGCCCGGCUUUCCGUAUGGCAUGCUUCCGACAUCACCGAUGGGGGUGCCAUCGUACCUUUGUCAGCCGCGCGGCAACAACAAGGGCCGUGGCAAAGACGAGGUCAACGCCGCGGGUGCCGGCGGCGAUCCUUCAAAGCUCUCUGCCGAGGACAAGAAGAAGAGCCUCAUGAAGCAGGUGGACUUCUACUUUUCGGUGGACAAUUUGUGCAAGGAUGUCUUCCUGCGUCAAAACAUGGACCAGGAUGGCUACUGCAAGUUGGAGUUCAUUGCGAACUUCAACCUUGUAAAGAAGAAGUACAUGGCCUCCGUGUCCGACCUAGCGCACGCCGUGGUGAGCUCGGUACUCGUAGAGCUGAGCAGCGACAAGACUAAAGUUCGGCUCAGGGACAGCGAGGCGAGACAGAAGUGGCUGUCUUAGAUUGUUGAUGGUAUCUUCCAGAGCGAGCGACAGCGAUCCCUGGCGGCUUGUAUGGGCCUGCCUCCUUGUCGCCCCACCUCUCCGCCUCCCUCGCUUGUCCAGUUGAGCAGUUUGUUUCCACCACGUGUUUUCUGGUCUUAGCCACCCUCCUGCUAACUUCUCUCGUUCCCGCAUUUCCCCUGCACCCUCCUCUCCCUCCUCCUCCUCAUCCCCUCCCCCUCUGUGUGCUGUCUGGUGGGUGUUAUAACUUUUCGCAGGAGCGCUCCCGCGUGGCAGGCAGGCCGAGCCAAUGCCACCGCCCGCGAGUUUCGGCGGGCUUCGCCGGAGGGAUCUCCCUCCCGCGCAGCGGCGCGACGCCUCGCCGUGUUCGGCGACCACAGAGGACUUGGGCGGCAUCCCUCGAGGGGCGAGUGCUCUUUCGGCGUGCGGUUUUCGCCUGGAGGGUGAUUACUCUAGCGUGUUAGGUCGGGCAUGUCCCUCUAGAGGAAGAAU
Molecule: messenger RNA, 3213 nt
Organism: Prorocentrum cordatum
Lineage: Eukaryota; Dinophyceae; Prorocentrales; Prorocentraceae
Source: the annotation of a GenBank genome assembly